GAAUAUCCUUACCAGAUUAGGUUAGGAAUUGAUUUGUUACUCCUCGAAAGCAAAGUACGAAAUGCUUAAUUUCCUGUUCUCCAUGGGAUUUGGUUACCCUUUUAACGGUUAUCUUUCUUCCUUAGUUUGAAUUGUUAAUUUUGUCCUGCAAACUAAUCUUAUCCAUAUCGCAAAAGAAAAAGAUUAAGCUAUAAACACCCAUCAUAAACGAGGAUUGGUUGAGGGACCGUUUACACCAAAAUAAUUUUCAUUAAUUAUUGCUUGUGUGAACAGCUUGACCAAUUUAAGUAGUUGGUCCAUGUGUACAUGAAUGGUCCAAUUUAUCAAGUCAGGCCAUAGGAAUAAUGGAUGGUAGUGUCCAAAUACAUGGAUACCAUCCAAAAUCCAUAAUGAAUGGUAGUGUCCAAAUACAUGGAUACCAUCCAAAAUACAUAAUGGAUGGUAGUGUCCAAUGUAAUGGAUAUCGUCCAAACCCUAAUGGAUGAUGAUAGGGUAUGGUGACCAUUUAAUAUGCGUACCAUCCAUGGACUGUUCUCUUAGUCAACAUGGAUACCAUCCAAUUUGUUUUGUGUACGGUGACCGUCCAAUGGUCAAGUGACAUGAUGACGUGUCGAGGUGGUUACCAGAAGCAGCACUUGACUUGCAAAGAACGCUUGGGGAAGUUACUGGAUGCUACGUGGAGCUGAUUUUUGGGAAGAGAGAGAAAAGGCGGUUAGAGGGUGAGGCACAACAAAACUGGCAGCAAGACUCUGGACGAAGGACAGACAAAUCAUACCACAACAAGUCUCGUCAAAAUUUAUCUUUUCUCUCUAGAACAGUAACCGUAGCAGUAGCAGUAGCACCAGGGACCCUCCAACGAGGCUUCUCUGUUAGUUGUAGUCAAUAGUUGCGGCUCUCAAGGAAUCUCCGUAGGAGUAGAGGUAAAAGUAGUCAGUUCCUUUGAUGUAUGCAUCGAACACCCUUGUCCGAACAGUGUUUGAAGAGGUGUGAACCGAGUAACAUCGUUUUUUGUUUUCUUGAAGUUAGGGUGCAUUGAUCACGCGAAAUUCCACCUGAAACAAAUUGGCACACCUGGUGGGACAACGUGUGUUCGAUAUGGCUCCGCGACGAAGGAUUCAGGAUGGUGAUCCUCCACAAGGUGCUGUGGAGGAGGGGCAGUUGGUUAACGUUGAAGUUGACCAAGCAGGAGGAAACAAUGAUGGAGCAGAGGUUCCAAACAUGGCACCAAAUUCAGAUCUAGGCGACGCAGUGGUGUCUCUUCAUAAGAUGAUGGAGGAGAACCGCAAAGCAACGGAGGAGAACCGCAAAGCAACAGAGGAAACCCGCCAAAUUAUGGCGGAGAGCCGCCGGUUGAUAGAGGAAGCCAGAGCUAUGGCUCGUCAGGUAAAAUCUCAAGUUGAUUGUCUCAAUUCCCGCGUAGAUAGACGAUUGGCUCAAUUGUUUGAGUUGGUAAACAAAAAUACGAAUGAUUUGGGUGAGUUUAGGCAAUUGUUGAAUAGACCAGUUUUACAAACUAGGGCUUUGUCUUCGGAUGGUCGAGACUUUCCAAAUCUUGAAAGUGAAAACGUUAACCUACCAUCCAACGGUGGUGGUCGAGGUGAGCAACCACGCCCGGUGAACCCUACACCACCGGUGACAACCACCGUACCAACACCUCAAAGGGUGAAUGUUGGCGAGAGUCACGCCACUUCAUCUAAGAUCCAUGUUGAGCAACCACCACCUAGACAAGGUGUUGCUCGACAAAACAUUUCAGAAGCCAGACCAUACAUAGCUCCUGUUAAUGUUGGGAUGGGUUUGGGUCCAAACAAUGUUGACCCGAUACUACCACGUGAGUACUCGCAGCAAAUCCCGCCCCCUAUGAAUAUGCAAGGUGUGGAUCCUGGUGGAUUCAUACCACUUGGGAGAAAGGAGGGGGGCAUGAGAUCCCACCACAUGGAAGAUUGAAGGAGAAACAAUAUCGUCAGUGGCAAAGAAGUUUGCCACAUCCAACGUGUUCUAGAAAAAAUCAGAUGAGGGUUGCCACAAAUUCUCCUCAAUAUGGAGGUGGUGGCCACAUGAAAAAAUUCAAUGCUGCGAAAGCUGGCAUAACUCAGUAUAAUCCUCCAUGUAAAGGGUCUUCAAAGACUCCACUGAGUGGACAGGGGGGCCAGCUCGAUCAAACCCGACAUGGAGUUGCCACACCAAUGUUGGUUGCGAACAAGUCUGCCAUGAAUGGUGGACAUGUGGGCAAGACCAAUUCGCACACACGUGUUGGUGGAGCUCGCAAACCUCGGUGCUCACCCUCUCAACGUCAGGAGAGUGUGCAGUCGACAAAAAAUAACCAUUGUGGGCAAGUGAAGCCACAUGGUCGAUUUGGCCAGACAAGGGUGCCAAAAAAACAUGAAUAUCCUGUAUAGAGCCAAGAACGCUUAUGGUUUUCGUGAGGCUGAGAUGAGGCCAAAUCAGGCUUGUAGAGUUUUGAAAAAAGUUGUUCGAGCUGGACGAAAUGGAGAGUUGCAAGCCAACAAUGGCUCCAAAACAUCAAAACCAACAUGUGUGAAGCCAGCUAUGACAAGUCAUGGCAUUCACGGAUGGUAUGCUUGGUUUGAUCUGUGGAGUUGGCAAUGGGUAUGGACCUUCGACAUGAUGGCCUAUGCCACAGUCUAGCUUAUUAUUAAAUAAAUAAAGUGUGGCUAAAUUAGGCCAUGUUAUAUGUUAAAAAAAUUUAAAAAUUAUUAAAAUAUUUUGGCGACGUUAUUAAAAAGAAGCCACAACGUUGUUGAAAAUGGUUCAAGAUGACAAGCACAUUGCCUCAUGUGAUGUGUUAGAGAAUAUCAAUCUUGGCAUGGAGGACGAUCCUCGUCCAACUUUUAUAAGUUCCAACUUACGAGAGUCUUAUAUUAAUGGCAAGUACUUUAUGCCAUAUGUACCGUCCCUUUGGGACAUUAAGGAGUGUUAGUAAUUUAGAUGUCGUCCAAGUGCAGACGGAGACCUAGUUGAAGUUGACAUGGUUUCUAAGAUGUGCAACAUGGCCAAGGAGUGAGAUGGCCAGGACAAAUCUUUUCUGGAUUGGCCAUUAAAAGGGAUUUGUUUUUCUCGGAAGCAAAAUGGUUGCCGUCCAAAUAGAUAGUUUGGAUGGUUGAGUCAAAACAUGGUUACCUUGCCACCUUCUGGAUAAAUUGUAUCAUCCAUGUUACUAGAAGCCAAAGAUGGUUGGCCUUAAGUAAUUUGUAACUAUGGUUUGGUUAAGUGGUUGCAUGGAUAGUGUUGUCCAAGCAAAAAGACAUCGUCCAUGUUGUAUAUGGAUUGUGAUUGAGUUUGGCCGAGUAACCAUCCAUGAUUGAGAGGAGGAGUACCUGAGCUUGGUGACUUGAGGUCGAGCGGUAGCAAGAGUCUUGCCAUGGGGAAGCAUCGCACAGCUUUGGAGGUACGGUGAUAUUUUUUGAGUUGUGAAUUAUGGUGAAUGGGAGCAACAAUUUAUAGAGAAAAGUUUAAUUCUGCCCUAAUAGGAUUGAGUUUCCUCUUGCUAGUAGGAUAUGGAUUAUGAGGUGUGUCCUACAUGAAAAAGAAUUUGUGUUCCUUAUCACAAAAGGAAAAGGUAGGCUACAUUAAUUGGCUAAAAAUUGUAUUAUUAGCCGAGUUGGAGAAGGACACCCUCUUGGUGUGUUUCAUUUACAUGGCCAGGAAGGAAUUACAUUCCUUAUGUGACUUGGACAUGGCUACAUAAAGCCAACAUCUGCUUCAAGUGGUUGCGCAUCUAGUAUAGUUGGUGUCAACAACUUAGUUCAUAAGAAUUAGUUCUUAUAAACUAAGUUGUGGGGGACAUUUGUUUACACCAAAAUAAUUUUCAUUAAUGAUUGCUUGUGUGAAUAUCUUGACCAAUUUAAGUAGUUGGUCCAUGUGUACAUGAAUGGUCCAAUUUAUCAAGUCAGGCCAUAGGAAUAAUGGAUGGUAGUGUCCAAAUACAUGGAUACCAUCCAAAAUCCAUAAUGGAUGGAAGUGUCCAAAUACAUAGAUACCAUCCAAAAUCCAUAAUGGAUGGUAGUGUCCAAUGUAAUGGAUACCGUCCAAACCCUAAUGGAUGAUGCUAGGGUAUGGUGACCAUUUAAUAUGUGUACCAUCCAUGGACUAUUGUCUUAGUCAACAUGGAUAUCAUCCAAUUUGUUUUGUGUACAGUGACCGUCCAAUGGUCAAAUGACAUGAUGACGCGUCGAGGUGGUUACAAGAAGCAACACUUGACUUGCAAAGAACGCUUGGGGAAGUUACUGGAUGCUACGUGGAGCUUAUUUUUGGGAAGAGAGAGAGAAGGCAGUUAGAGGGUGAGGCACAACAAAACUGGCAGCAAGACUCUGGACGAAGGACAGACAAAUCAUACCACAACAAAUCUCGUCAAAAUUUAUCUUUUCUCUCUAGAACAGUAACCGUAGCAGUAGCACCAGGGACCCUCCAACGAGGCUUCUCUGUUAGUUGUAGUCAGUAGUUGCGGAGCUCUCAAGGAAUCUCCAUAGGAGUAGAGGUAGAAGUAGCCAGUUCCUUUGAUGUAUGCAUCGAACACCCUCGUUCGAACCGUGUUUGAAGAUGUGUGAACCGAGUAACAUCGUUUUCCGUUUUCUUGAAGUCAGGGUGUAUUGAUCACGCGAAAUUCCACCAGAAACAGGGACCACGGAAGAGGUUGGAUCGGCCGGUUCCACGACAAAGUGUAAGAGAGAUCCAUUAUUAAUAAGUUUGAAUUUAACCUUAAUUGACAAUAAUGAUAGGUGAUCUUAUGGGAAGUUAUCUUAAUAUACACUUUAAGGUAAA
Linum trigynum is the source of this 4779-nucleotide messenger RNA. NCBI's taxonomy places the organism in Eukaryota, Viridiplantae, Streptophyta, Magnoliopsida, Malpighiales, Linaceae. The record is from the annotation of a GenBank genome assembly.